Molecule: messenger RNA, 1308 nt
Organism: Pestalotiopsis fici W106-1
Lineage: Eukaryota; Fungi; Ascomycota; Sordariomycetes; Amphisphaeriales; Sporocadaceae
Exons: 3
Coding region: 1-1308 (435 amino acids)
Molecular function (GO): iron ion binding; 2 iron, 2 sulfur cluster binding
Source: RefSeq, a predicted model, not a curated record
AUGUUUGAAUUAACUUCUUACUAUUCGCCAAACCUUCUCUUCUUUGGCCUGUUCGCUUCGGCGCUGGCCAUGGGCUUAUCGCUUCUGUCGAAAUUCCUUAGUCAGAAGUCGAUAGACUCGACAGAAUCAUCAAAGCCAUCGCCCGUCAGAGCCCUGCCGGCAUCAUGGUAUACAUCUCAGGACAUGUACGAGCUCGAGAGGCGCGCCAUUUUCUCCAAGCGGUGGCUCCUCACUACUCACAGCCUCCGAGUUCCCAACAAGGGUGACUGGAUCCGAUACGAGAUUGCCAAUUUCCAGUUCAUCAUCUCCAGAGAUCGCACCGGCACCAUCAAUGCCUUUCACAACAUUUGCAGACACCGUGCCUUCCCGGUCGUCACUGAGCCAAAGGGCAACAACAGCAUUCUCGCCUGCAAAUAUCACAACUGGACCUAUGGCAUGAACGGAAAGCUCACCAAGGCCCCCGGCUACCAGGAGCUGCAGGGUUUUGACAAGAGCAAGAACGGUCUCUUCCCCAUCCACGUCCACAUUGACACCAACGGCUUUGUCUGGGUCAACCUCGAUGCCUCUGAGAAGCCCACGCCAUGGAACGAGCACUUUGCUGGCAUCGACACACAGGAUCGCUUCAAGGCUUACAACUGGGACGAUUACGAGUUUGACCACACCUGGGAGAUGGAGGGCGAGUACAACUGGAAGAUUCUGGCCGAUAACUACAAUGAGUGCUAUCACUGCCCGACCACUCACCCCGAUAUUCCUCAAAUCGCUGAUCUCGAGGCAUAUGGCGUCGUCACUGAGAAGGGAUAUGUCCAGCACCUCGGUCGUCCUACCCCAGAACAGAUUGCCAAGGGUUUCAAUGUUGCCGCCACUUACUACUUUCCCAACGCAUCCAUGAACGUAUCACCUCACUUCUUCUUCAUGCAACGCUUCGUGCCCAAGGGCCCCAACAAGUCCAUCAUGAGCUACGAGGUGUACCGCAACAAGGGCUCGAGCGACGCCGACUUUUCCGUCAUCAACGACAUUUACAAGCGCAUCAUGUCCGAGGACAAGUACCUGUGCGCCAACGCCCAGGCCAACAUCAACGCCGGCGUCUUCGUCAAUGGCGAGAUGCACCCCCGCCUCGAGCAGGGUCCCCUCUUCUUCCAGUCCUCGGUUCGCGACGCCGUCACCAACCACCACAAGGCCGAGCGCCGCGCCGGUCGCGAGAUUUGGCCCGCGCGCCAGCAGCUCCCCGGUAAUGCCAAGGUUACUGAAAAUGAUAUCAGCUUCUGCUCCUCCAUGGAUUGCUCCAAGACCGAGGGUCUUGAUUGGUAA